Messenger RNA from Diplodia corticola, 972 nucleotides. RefSeq names its product palmitoyl protein thioesterase. Gene Ontology annotation, cellular component: lysosome. The record is from RefSeq and is a predicted model, not a curated record. The transcript has a single exon. Gene Ontology annotation, molecular function: palmitoyl hydrolase activity; thiolester hydrolase activity. NCBI's taxonomy places the organism in Eukaryota, Fungi, Ascomycota, Dothideomycetes, Botryosphaeriales, Botryosphaeriaceae. Bases 1 to 972 code for a protein of 323 amino acids.
AUGCGCCCAACUGCUCUCGCCGCACUUGUCGCCCUCUUCUCACCCUGCACCGCCCACCCAGCGACCACCUCCUCCGACCCGCUCCCGCUCGUGAUAUGGCACGGCCUGGGCGACAACUACCUGGCUGAGGGCCUGCAGGAGGUCGGCGAGCUGGCCGAGAAGAUACACCCGGGCACCUUCGUCUACAACGUGCGCCUCGACAACGACGCCGGCAGCGACCGCACCGCCACCUUCUUCGGCAACGUGACCACGCAGCUCGCCCAAGUCUGCGCUGACCUGGCCGCCCACCCCAUCCUGUCAUCGGCCCCCGCCAUCGACGCCCUCGGCUUCUCGCAGGGCGGCCAGUUCCUGCGCGCCUACGUCGAGCGGUGCAACGCCCCGCCCGUGCGCAGCCUCGUCACCUUCGGCAGCCAGCACAACGGCAUCGCCAAGUUCCAGGCCUGCGGCCCCACCGACUGGCUGUGCAAGGGCGCCAUGGGCUUGCUGAGAUCGAAUGCCUGGAGCGGCUUCGUCCAGAACCGCGUCGUCCCCGCCCAGUACUACCGCGAGCUUAAUGAGACCACAGGCCUCGGGUCCGACGCCUACCUCGAGCACUCGAACUUCCUUGCCGACAUCAACAAUGAGCGCGCGCUCAAGAACGUGACGUACAAGAAGAACCUGGCGAGCUUGGAAAAGUUCGUCAUGUUUGUCUUUACCGACGACACCACGGUCAUACCCAAGGAGACGGGCUGGUUCGCCGAGGUCAAUGCGACGUCGGAGGAGGUCACGAGGCUCCAGGAUAGGACGAUUUACAAGGAGGAUUGGAUCGGGCUGAAGAAACUCGAUGAGAAGGGUGCGUUGGUCUUCAAAAACGUUACCGGCGAGCACAUGCGCUUGAAUGAGGAAGACUUGGAGCAUGCUUUCCGCGAAUACUUUGGACCCGUGAGCAAGAAGUCGGUCUUCCAGGAAGUGCUGGGAGCUUGGGAGUUGUAA